CUUGCGCUCUUAAGCCGCACACCAACGUCAGGGCUGGUAGAGAGGCUUGGUUUUCCACUGGACGCACAUCAAUGUCCAUGCUACACCGGCGGGUCAACGUUGUCCUCCACCCUGGGUGCCGCCUAUGCCUCUUACACCUCCUGUUGAGCUUGGUAACCUCUCCAUCUCUCCAAGUCUCUUCUUCUGGCAUGGCAGGAAUGACUGGAAUGGAAUUAAAUAGAUUUGAAAUAUAGCCAGCUGGAGAGAGCUCAGUUGCUGUUGGAUUUGAAGAAUAUGGAAUUAGUCUUGGGGGAUUCUGCUUUUAAAGAAUGGAUGGCUUUAUUGAGAUUUCCCAAUAUCUCAGUCGCUGACCAGUGCUGGUCGGACAGUGUUGUUGACUGGUGAAUCGGGUUAUGUGAGAUCUGUAUUUUUAGUAACAAUCCGUGCAAUUAAUAUUUGUAUAAAGAAAUCUUGUGGAAAUAAUUAACACCUGGAAUCGAAAAUGAACUGGGCGUCCUUUUAUGCCGUCAUCAGCGGUGUAAACAGACACUCCACGGGCAUCGGUCGCAUCUGGCUCUCUGUCCUCUUCAUCUUCCGCAUCCUGGUCCUGGUGGUUGCAGCAGAGAGUGUGUGGGGCGACGAGAAGUCUGGCUUUACUUGUAAUACCCAGCAGCCCGGCUGCAACAGCGUCUGUUAUGACCACUUCUUCCCCAUCUCACACAUCCGUCUGUGGGCCCUGCAGCUCAUCUUGGUGUCCACCCCGGCCCUGCUGGUGGCCAUGCAUGUUGCCCAUCGCCGACACAUCGACAAGAAACUCUAUAAACUGUCUGGCCGGGCCAGCCCCAAGGACCUGGAGCAGAUCAAGACCCAGAAGAUGAAGAUCACAGGUGCCCUCUGGUGGACAUAUAUCAUCAGCCUGUUCUUCCGCAUCAUCUUCGAAGUGACCUUCAUGUAUCUCUUCUACAUGAUCUACCCCGGCUACAAGAUGAUCCGGCUAGUCAAGUGUGACUCGUACCCCUGCCCCAACACGGUGGACUGCUUUGUGUCCAGGCCCACAGAGAAGACUGUCUUCACUGUGUUCAUGCUGGCUGUGUCAGGGAUCUGUAUCCUGCUCAACAUCGCAGAGGUCGUCUUCCUGGCAGGGAAGGCUUGCGGUAGGCACUUAAGCAAUGCUGGAGACUCAACCAUGGGGGCAUGGAUCACCCAAAAGCUCUGCUCUUACUAGAACAAACUGAACGGACCAUGGCAGUAUAACUCUAAUUGGUUACAUAACAUGCUCAAAGCUCAAGGUAAGGGCCUUAACAACACUCAUUAAUCUGCUUACUUCACCAUGAUGAGGUGUCCACACUUUUUCCAUACUUGUUGAAAUGACACUUCAAAUGGAUGUGUUUAAAAGGACAAUAUCAAUUUGGAUAAAGACACAAGCUGGACAGAAGAGGAGACUGUACGGUAAAAGUACGGUAAACUGAUUUAUUAACGUGCCCUUAACUUGCAACGCCUCAAAUUCAGCUGAAUUCAAUAUACCGUCUUCGGUAUGCUCUGCAAGAUUCAAGCAACUAAACCAUCUCAUCAUCUAUUCUAUAUCAUGAUUUCAUUCCUGACAGCCGGUUUAAUGCGGCGUGCUUAGGACAAAGCCUGGGUAUGGGUUCAAUUGUCCAUUGUAAAUAUUAACCCAAGAAAACUGUCCAAGUGGUUGAUUUAACCAACAUCUGGUGGUUGUAGUGGAGUAUUACUAAUAACUAUGAGGCCAUUCCUAAGCACCACUAAUAACUACCUCACUUUCAUAGUGAAAUAUCAAGUGGGUGCUUCAAGACAUCUGAAUGGUGCUUUGAAUUCUAUGAAUGAGACUGAUUAUGCAAGUGUAUAGAGUAAUAUAGAAUGGAUAAUGAAUGAGAAAAUGUGCUUAACUUUCAAAGUUUAAGUUACGAUGGUAGAACCGAAUGAUCAGAGAACAUGUUUAAAUGUAUAUCUCAUUGUUUUUCUUACCAGUAUAUACAGCAUUGCUGUAUAAGGAUAAUAGAUGUUUAGAAUUUGUGGUACUGUAAAGUUUUUACUUCGUAAUAUAUAUAGCCUUUUAGUCCCUGUUUUGUUGUAUACCAUGCCUUCUUAUAUUGAAUGUCUUGCACUGGUUUUUAUUGCUGUACCUAAUAAAAUUAGAAAUUCCUAAUAAAACACUUGAGAUUAAUUAUGUACAAUAGCCACAUGGAAAUAUUAUAAUGAGGUGGUAGUGAACACAACUAUAUGCGUAUAUGCUUGUGAGUGUAUUCUGAAUGCUUUAUGUACAGAUAACUGCCAAAAUAAAGGAAACACCAACAUAAAUUGUCUUAAUAGGGUGUUGGGCCACCACGAUCCACCAGAACAGCUUCAAUGUGCCUUGGUAAAGAUUCUACAAGUGUCUGGAACUCUAUUGGAGGGAUGCGACACCAUUCUUUCACAAGAAAUUCCAUCAUUUGGUGUUUAGUUGAUGGUGGUGGAAAACGUCAUCUCAGGCACCGCUCCAGAAUAUUCCAUAAGUGUUCAAUAGGGUUGAGAUCUGGUGAGAGACACACACACACAAACACACCCUUUAAAUCCCCUAUGCUCCUUUGAGACCUCUCUUUCAGUCACAGAGAUCUCUUCUUCUAGGAUUGGCAGUCAAAACAAUGGGCAACUGGGCAUUUUUAUACAUGACCCUAAGCAUGAUGGGAUGUUAAUUACGUAAAUAAACUCAGGAACCAGAUGUGUGGAAGCAUCUGCUUUCAAUAUACUUUGUAUCCCUCAUUUACUCAAGUGUUUCCUUUAUUUUGUAUGUGGUCUUGCGUUACAAGGUGAUGUUACCUUUAUGUAAUACUUCAGAAAGCCACAGGAGAGCAGCAUUAACAUAUAACAUAUACAACUAAGCCAAAACAUUAGGUACUAAUUGUUUAUAGAUUCUCUGCUGUUAUGGUCAUCAAUUGACAGUGCCAUUGAGUAAGAAUUGAAGGGGGGAAAAGUUUUAAUUCAUAGAUUUAUUUUUUAAACACAAUCAAAUAAUGAUUGAGGUAGGCUGUAAGUUCUCGUGAGCAGUCAGACCGCCUGUGAGGAAAUGUCUGAGGCAGCCUCAGUGAUUAAAGACUCCAGACAGGCUGGGUAGAGUGCAUGGUCCCAGGUUAUCAAUAGCAUAGCCUUGUGAGGGGUCAGCCUCUCUGAGCCUAAGAAAUAUUCACCGUUGGGACAGCUGGACCUAGCAGGGGCAAGUGUGAGGGCAUUUCUCUUUUUCUAGAGCACGUCAAUAGAGACCAUAUAUAGAGUCUAUGAGGUGUGAGGUCUGACAGAAGGAAGACAUUUAAUCACAAUGAUUUUCACUGUUCGCUAUGUAUAGCGCCACUAAAUGUAGAUGUUAUCUGGAGUUAUUGCUAUCAGACACUUUGCUUUUAACAAGCUGGACAAAUACAGCAAAUGUUGGUCAUAUGAAGAGCUUCAUUCCAAAAUGGUAUAUAUCCACUUUCAGAAAUGUUGUCAAAUUAGCUUUAAUUGUCUAAAGAAAUUCUGAAAGAAAUGUGUUUUUUCACUGUCUAAUCAAGGCAUGGGGUUCAAUAACAGACAUGUAUUUGUUUAAAAUCUAUCACUUGAUGGUUUCAUUUCAAAAAGAUAAAUAGUCAUGGUUUUUUGCAAAAUACUAUAUAUCCACCUCACUCUCAGAGAAAUAUGUACUGCUAGGUUUUAAACAGUCAAAUGUAACAAAUAUCUAAAUUUUGUGACUUCAAUAUAAUUAUUAUUUGAUCUGUUUGUAAAAUAUUUAAAUUUGACAUUUUAGUCAUUUAGCAGAUGCUCUUAUCCAGAGAGAUUUAUAGUAAAUGCAAAAAAAAAAGAAGUAAAAUCUAUUAAUUAAAAAUCGGAGAACAGUCAUGUUUUACACACACAAACGUACCCAUAAGCAAUAAUUUCUGAUGAAAAAACACAAAUGUGAAAGAACUGUGGAUAUAGCGUUUUGGAAAUAAACUCUUCAUAUGGUUAGCAUUCAUACUGUGCCUUUCAAAGUGCCAUAUGUGCUAUGUGUUCUCUGUUGACUUAUCUGACUUUACAAUUGGAUUCUUAAAGGGGUAUGAUUUCAUCACUACAAUAAACCGAGGUCAUUUUA
This is a messenger RNA of Oncorhynchus kisutch (coho salmon), 4078 nucleotides long. Its product is annotated as gap junction beta-1 protein. Gene Ontology annotation, biological process: cell-cell signaling. The record is from RefSeq and is a predicted model, not a curated record. Bases 482 to 1204 code for a protein of 240 amino acids. NCBI's taxonomy places the organism in Eukaryota, Metazoa, Chordata, Actinopteri, Salmoniformes, Salmonidae. Gene Ontology annotation, molecular function: gap junction channel activity. Gene Ontology annotation, cellular component: connexin complex. The transcript has 2 exons.